AUGGAGCCACACUAUCUGUCCCUGCAUAUAGUUCGCGUCUUAACGGAUCUUCCGUUCACACACAGCUGGGCUUCACCGAAUUGGCCCGAAACUGAGGUUCUGAGGGUUCGCACUAAGUAUCAAUGCGACUGUAAGGCAUUUUUCGUCUCGGGGUGGCUGUGCUCCCACAUAUUGGCAACUCUGAAGCUCCUUGACGGCUUCAACUUGAAGGUCUUACUGAGUUCAAUACCAGCGCGUAAGCCUCCGGGUCGCCCACGCAAAGUGCCAAAAGCAAGACAACACGACACGCCCAAUACAGGCCAGUUCGCAGUCCCUAAACUGUUGGAAAAAUUGGCACGCAGGCCUGGGUUUCCAACUAAUUGGAAGGUGCUUGUUCCGCUCGAUAUAAAUGACGACGAUGGCAUCACAACAAAGAAUUUUGACGGAAUCGUGCGACCAUGGUUCGCCAAAGACGGUAAAUACUACUGGAAAAUCGAAUUUGCGGGUGCCGACCUCGACGUUGAGCCGUACGACAUACAGGAGUUAGCGCAUGUGCUGAACCACACCGCCAGGUCCGGUUAUGCGUUUGUGUGA
Molecule: messenger RNA, 573 nt
Organism: Phytophthora nicotianae INRA-310
Lineage: Eukaryota; Oomycota; Peronosporomycetes; Peronosporales; Peronosporaceae
Exons: 2
Coding region: 1-573 (190 amino acids)
Molecular function (GO): zinc ion binding
Source: RefSeq, a predicted model, not a curated record